Messenger RNA from Haemorhous mexicanus (house finch), 2706 nucleotides. Its product is annotated as cytochrome P450 1A4-like. Gene Ontology annotation, biological process: progesterone metabolic process; hormone biosynthetic process. The transcript is spliced from 7 exons. Bases 73 to 1629 code for a protein of 518 amino acids. Lineage: Eukaryota; Metazoa; Chordata; Aves; Passeriformes; Fringillidae. The record is from RefSeq and is a predicted model, not a curated record. Gene Ontology annotation, molecular function: steroid 17-alpha-monooxygenase activity; heme binding; oxidoreductase activity, acting on paired donors, with incorporation or reduction of molecular oxygen, reduced flavin or flavoprotein as one donor, and incorporation of one atom of oxygen.
CGGGAUCGGGCCCCUCCCGGCACUCCGCACCGCUCCCGCCGAGGGCUGCCGGCGGUGACCCCGAAGGCUGCCAUGUGGCCCGUGGCGCUGUCGGCCAGCGAGGUGCUGCUGGCGGCCGCCGCCUUCUGCCUGGUGUUCCUGCUGGUGCAGCGGCUGCGGCCGGCCGUGCCCGCGGGGCUGCGGCGGCCGCCGGGCCCGCGGGGCUAUCCCGUGCUGGGGAACGUGCUGGAGCUGCGCAGGGACGCGCACCUGGCGCUGACGCGGCUGAGCCGGCGCUACGGGGACGUGAUGGAGGUGCGCAUCGGGACACGGCCCGUGCUGGUGCUCAGCGGGCUGGACACCAUCCGCCAAGCCCUGGUCAAGCAGGGAGACGACUUCAUGGGCCGCCCCGACCUGCCCAGCUUCCACUACAUCUCCAACGGGCAGAGCCUGGCGUUCAGCCCCGACUCCGGGGAGGUGUGGAAAGCGCGCAGGAAGCUGGCCCAGAGCGCCCUGAAGAGCUUCUCCGUCGCGCCCAGCCCCACCUCGUCCUGCAGCUGCCUGCUGGAGGAGCACGUCUCCAAGGAGGCCGAGUACCUGGUCACCAAGUUCCUGCAGCUGAUGGAGAAGGAGAAGAGGUUUGACCUCAACCAGUACCUGGUGGUGUCGGUGGCCAACGUCAUCUGUGCCAUGUGCUUCGGCAAGCGCUACGAGCACGACGACCAGGAGCUGCUCAGCCUGGUGAACAUGGGCAACGAGUUUGGGGAGGUGGCUGCGAGUGGCCACCCCACCGACUUCAUCCCCGCGCUCCGCUACCUGCCCAGCCGCACCAUGGAGGUCUUCAAGGACAUCAACCGGCGCUUCAACGCCUUCGUGCAGAGAAUUGUGCAGGAGCAUUACAGCACCUUCGAUAAGGAGCACAUCCGGGACAUCACGGACUCGCUGAUCGGGCACUGCCAGGAGAACAGCACUGGGGAGGAUGCCCGGGUGCAGCUCUCCAAUGAGAAGAUCAUCCACAUCGUCAACGACCUCUUUGGGGCAGGCUUUGACACUGUGGCAACUGCCCUGUCCUGGAGCCUCAUGUACGUUGCCUUGUACCCUGAUGUCCAGAAGAAGAUCCACGAGGAGCUGGACCGGACCAUCGGGCGGGAGAGGCGGCCGCGGCUGUCGGACCGGGGCACGCUGCCCUACACGGAAGCCUUCAUCCUGGAGAUGUUCAGGCAUUCCUCCUUCCUGCCCUUCACCAUCCCACACAGCACAACAAAAGCAACAGUCUUGAAUGGCUACUACAUCCCCAAGGACACCUGUGUGUUCAUCAACCAGUGGCAAGUGAACCACGAUGAGGCGCUGUGGAAGGACCCCUCGUCCUUCAGGCCCGAGCGGUUCCUGAGCGCGGCGGGCACGGAGCUGAGCCGCGCCGAGGGCGACAAGGUUCUGUCCUUCGGCCUGGGCCGGCGCCGCUGCCUGGGCGAGACCAUCGGCCGCUGGGAGAUCUUCCUCUUCCUCACCACGCUGCUGCAGCAGCUGCACUUCGGCCUGCGGCCCGGCGAGCCGGUGGACAUCACCCCCCAGUACGGACUGACCAUGAAGUACAAGAAGUGCGAGGCCUUCCAGAUCCGGCAGCGCUUCCCCGCCGGGAGCUCUCCGUGAGCUGGCAGGGUGGUUCCUCUUCCCAGCCCCAUCAGCCCUUCCCAUGUGGAUGAUGAUUCCCAGAGGUGUCUUGGAGAGGUCCAGCCUCUGGUGGGGAGGGGGAUGCUGGAGGUGGGAUGUCCUCUGCCUGCCAUGAGCAGCUCCCUCCAUCCAAACAGCAAUAAACCUCCCUGGGGAUCCUGCCCAGCCUUAUCCCGUGGAGUGAAAUCCUUUUUGCCCAGUAUGGACUGACCAUGAAGUACAAGAAGUGCAAGGCCUUCCAGAUCCGGGAGCUCUCCGUGAGCUGGCAGGCUCAGCCCUCCUCUGCAUGAUGGUUCUUCUCCUGGUGGGGCUCUUCCCAGCCCCAUCAGCCCUUCCCACGUGGAUGAUGAUCCCCAGAGGUGUCUUGGAGAGACAGCCACUGAUGGGAAGGGGGAUGCUGGAGGUGGGAUGUCCUCCGCCUGCCACGAGCAGCUCCCUCCAUCCAAACAGCAAUAAACCUCCCUGGGGAUCCUGCCCAGCCUUAUCCCACUGAAAUCCUCUUUCCCAGCUCAUUAUCCCACUGGCAACAGAUCCUUUCCGAAGGUUCCGGAGCCUUCAGCAGAGCCCACCUCGAGGGGACCCAUCCUGGGUGCACCCACGCAUCCGAAUUCCUUGAAUGUAAACUCAUGGAGUGAAUUCCUGAGUAGGAAUUAACUGAUUUAAAAAAAAAAAAAAAUCCACCAGCAAAUCUGCUCACAAACUGAGGUUUUAAAUCAAUCCCUACCAUGAAGCCUCCAGGAAAAUCUCAAAGGAUUGGGGAAAAGGGAACUGCAGGACACUCCUGGCUUUCAGACUAACUCUGCACUUGCUGCCUUUUUUAAUAUCAGGGUUUUUUUUUUCUUUAUCAAGCAAUAGAUUUCUAUAUCCAAGCUGAGGGGCUUUCAGGACUGCAGGAGGUGCCUUUUGCUGCCUUCAGCUUUGGCCAGUGGGAAGGUGAAGCCUCGUGGCAAAGGGAGCAGCAAUUCCUGCCUUUUUGUGCCUGUUUGGGGUGCAGCUGUGUGCUGGGGUGGAAACCACACCAUAUUUCUAACCCAAUAAAUUCUUACACGAACCUCU